AUGGCUUCCUCAACAGGCACCAAUGGAGACAAGGUAAUAGUCCACAACCUGCUCCCCCACAUAGCUGUCUAUAGUGACGGUACCAUAGAUCGUCCACGCAACCUUCCGAUUGUUCCACCACAAGAAGAGGACCCUGUAACCGGUGUCUCAUCCAAAGACAUUGUCUUUUCGAAUGAUCCUUACCUCACUGCUAGACUUUUCCUUCCAAAACUAACACAAACCAAUGAUCAGAACCAAAAACUCACCAUCUUGGUUUAUUUUCAUGGUGGUGGAUUCACCUUUGAAUCAGCCUAUGCAAUACACCACCACGCAUAUUGCAAUCUCUUAGCUUCUCAAGCAAAUGCUGUGGUUGCUACCAUAGAACAUAGAAAGGCUCCAGAGUAUUAUCUUCCUACAGCUUAUAAUGAUUGUUGGGCUGGUCUCUGUUGGGUUGCUUCUCAUGCAACUCAAAAUCCCAUAAACAGUGACCCUUGGAUCACCAAUCAUGGUGAUUUUAACAGAAUUUUCAUUGGUGGUGAUAGUAGUGGUGGCAACAUUUCUCUCAAUGUUGCUAUGCGUGCUGGUGUUGAAGCUUUACCUGGUGGUGUUAAACUACUUGGUACUUAUGCUAACCACCCUUACAUUUGGGGUGCAAAACCAAUGGGGAAGGAACCUGUUAUAGGAUUUGAGGAGACUCUUCAAUCUAGGAUUUGGAAGUUUGCUUACCCUUCUGCUCCUGGUGGGUUAGAUAACCCUAUGCUCAAUCCAAUGGCUUCUGGGGCACCUAGUUUGGCUACACUUGGUGGCUCUAGGCUGCUUAUUACUGCUGCUGGCAAGGAUCACCUGUUAUUUAGGGACAGAACCGAAAGAUAUUAUGAGGCUUUGAAGGAGAGUGGGUGGAAAGGGGAAGUCGAAUUCUUUGAAGAGAAAGAUGAGGAUCAUGUAUAUUACAUGUUUGAUCCUAAUACAGAGAACGCUAAAAGAUUGUAUAAAGUUGUGGUCGACUUUCUUCGCCGCUAA
This is a messenger RNA of Trifolium pratense (red clover), 999 nucleotides long. Its product is annotated as 2-hydroxyisoflavanone dehydratase-like. Gene Ontology annotation, molecular function: hydrolase activity. The record is from RefSeq and is a predicted model, not a curated record. The coding region runs from base 1 to 999 and encodes 332 amino acids. Lineage: Eukaryota; Viridiplantae; Streptophyta; Magnoliopsida; Fabales; Fabaceae. The transcript has a single exon.